CAGGUGGUAAAUGUUUACAUGCAGUGUGGCGAUGGGUAGGAAGGUACCUCUGUGAAAGCGCUGGGAAAAAGCGGCACUACCGUGCAGCGACACCUUAUUCUCUUUCCAAAUCGAGAGACUCCUGGUAAAACGUUUUAAUGCCUAAAAUGUUUCUACAGCCGUGAGCUAUUCUUCUCAGCCGUGGCAAGACUUCCUCCGUUUGUUUCCUCCUCUUCUUUCGUUUUUUUUUUUUAUUUCCGAUUUAACAUACAGGGGAAUAAUAUGAAGGAGUAGACACCUACUCAGACCUUUUCGUGCUGCUAAAAUGGGAGGGGCUGUAAGUGCUGGGGAGGACAAUGAUGAGCUGAUUGACAACCUGAAGGAAGCACAUUACAUUCGCUCAGACCUGGUGGAGCAGGCCUUCCGGGCCCUUGACCGCGCUGAUUAUUAUUUGGAGGAGUUCCGUGAUAACGCCUAUAAAGACCUCGCCUGGAGGCAUGGGAACAUCCACCUGUCUGCUCCCUGCAUCUACUCUGAGGUGAUGGAGGCCCUGGAUUUGCAGCCAGGGCUGUCCUUCCUGAACCUCGGUAGUGGCACAGGCUACCUCAGCACCAUGGUGGGCCUCAUUCUCGGUCCUUUUGGUGUCAACCAUGGGGUUGAGCUUCAUGCAGAUGUCAUAGAUUAUGCUUACAAGAAACUGGAUUUCUUCAUCAAGACCAGCGACAGUUUUGACAAAUUUGAGUUUUGCGAGCCCUCUUUUGUGGUUGGGAACUGCCUAGAGAUCAUCCCAAAUUGCAGACAGUAUGACAGGGUCUACUGUGGAGCAGGCGUGCAAAGGGAGCAUGAGAACUUUAUGAAGAACCUUCUGAAGGUUGGGGGAAUCCUGGUUUUGCCACUGGAGGAGAAGCUGACAAAGAUCACGCGCACGAGUCACAAUACCUGGGAAACAAAGAAGAUCAUUGCAGUUUCUUUUGCCCCUCUUGUGCUGCCAAAGAAUGGGGACAGGAGCCAAUCCACAGGGGUUCCUCUACCAGCGAUGUUCGAAGUGCGGACGCUGCAAGACUUUGCACGCAUCUCCAUACGUCACACCUUGAAGGUGAUUCUGGGGGCCAGUCAUGAGCGGGAGGCCGCUGGGUGUCAGCCGCCACUGGUGGGGGUGCCCAAGAGCGGGCCUUGUUUCAAGCGAAGGCGCAUUCACCGGCGACGCAUCAACUCUGUGCUCUUGGCCAGCAAGCACACCUUAGAGCACCGCAUGAUUCCGGAAUCCUUUGACGAUGACAGCAGUGACGGUGUGGAGGAGGAGGGUCAGCUGGGACGGCUUGGGGUGGGGUACCAGGCCAAUGAUGAAGAAGAGGAGAGGGGAAACAGAGAUUCUGCACAAGAACCUGCAGUUAACUUGCUAAGGGAGAGAAUCCUCUCCCUGCCAUUGCCCGAACCACUCAAAAUGUACUUAUUGUACUACCGGCAGAAGUAAACAAGCGGCAUCUUAGUAAACACUUCUUGAGCUACAGCUGAAAACAAGAUUUCUGGGGAGCCUUUAACUUGGUUAAAUAAAGACUCACUUUCUCCUUUCUUGUAUUAAAAUACCAGAAAUAUUUCUGGGUGGGAGUAAGGGUGCUCAGUAUUUUCUACUUCAGGUAAAAUUUUUGGACUUUGAGAAGCAAAACCUGAUUUGUGUUGCCGAAGCAGUGACCUUUAGGAGAAAAGCUGAGGUCGUUUUUAGUGGAUUUAAUGUUUCUGGAAGAAAAAGGUUCUUUCUAAGAUUCAUUAGCAGUGUGGGGUCUCCACACCUAUAAAUGACACUUAAGAACCAUUGAAAAGAAAUUGUAAAUAAAAAUAAAUUUGUAGCAGACGGGUCCUGUUCUCGUAAUUUCCUGUCAUCUGUUGAUGUGGGACUGGUACUUGGAAUAAUAAUUCUGACAGUAUUGGGUUUCUAUACAUUCCUCCAGAGUUUGCAUCAGUGUCCAGUGUGAGGUGGGUGCAGUGGUUUUUUUUUUUUUGCAGUAGUUUGAUUAUGACCAUGCAGCUUAAAUUCCAGAUAGACACAUGAUAGCUUGUACUUUGCUUUCUUCUGUUGACGUCCUGAGCUCUCGUGCAAGUGCAGCACUUAAGCUGCAGUGUGUUUGUCUGUAAAACAGGAACGAUUUUCCCACACGUUUGCCCGUGUCAUUUCUCACAGUUUCUAUUUUUAUGCAACUUAUAAAGAGCUUGCUAAUAAAAUAUUGUUUGAGAUGUUUCAAUAAACAUGUUUUGUACCUCUUCA
Molecule: messenger RNA, 2242 nt
Organism: Paramormyrops kingsleyae
Lineage: Eukaryota; Metazoa; Chordata; Actinopteri; Osteoglossiformes; Mormyridae
Product: protein-L-isoaspartate O-methyltransferase domain-containing protein 2-like
Biological process (GO): protein modification process
Cellular component (GO): cytoplasm
Molecular function (GO): protein-L-isoaspartate (D-aspartate) O-methyltransferase activity
Source: RefSeq, a predicted model, not a curated record